This is a messenger RNA of Arachis duranensis, 1880 nucleotides long. RefSeq names its product ATP-dependent 6-phosphofructokinase 2-like. The record is from RefSeq and is a predicted model, not a curated record. Gene Ontology annotation, molecular function: 6-phosphofructokinase activity. The coding region runs from base 512 to 1411 and encodes 299 amino acids. Gene Ontology annotation, cellular component: cytoplasm. NCBI's taxonomy places the organism in Eukaryota, Viridiplantae, Streptophyta, Magnoliopsida, Fabales, Fabaceae. Gene Ontology annotation, biological process: glycolytic process; fructose 6-phosphate metabolic process. The transcript is spliced from 3 exons.
GAAGGCCUUUAAUUUAUUUAACACAUGGAUCACUAAAGGUAAGCCCGUUGAUGCAGUUACGUACAACACGUUGAUUUCCGUCCUUUGCAAAGAAGGGAAACUUGAUGAAGCAUUUGACCUCAUGACUGAGAUGGAGAAGAAAAAAUUGGGGCCGGACCGAUAUACUUAUACUGCCAUCAUUGGUGCACUUACUCAUGCUGGGAGAACUGAGGAAGCAAAGAAAUUCAUGUCAAAACUCCUAGAGACAAGUCCAAAUAUGAUAAGUGAAGACACUUCACAAAUGCUUGGUUCAGGCGACAUGGAUUACUCAGAACAGAUAACUAAUUUUUGUACUCAAGGGAAGUAUAAAGAGGCAAUGAAACUAUUUCAAGAAUCAGAGCAGAAAGGAGUUAGUUUGCAUAAAUCUGCAUAUUUCAAGUUAAUGGAUGGGCUAUUGAAGAGGCGGAAAAGCAUAUCGAAGGCCUCCUUAUCAGAUUGACACAAUAAAUUCAAAUUGGCAUUUAGAUUCCUGAUGUUCAUCAUGUUGAACCCAUUUUAUUGGUGGUUUUGCUGUGAUGACGAUCCAUUAUUUCAUCAGGAUUUCUUGAAGGAUCAGAAGGUCCUUGGUUCUUAUCCAAUCUGUUGCCUACCCAGCAUGGUGUACAUUAUAGGUGGCGAUGGGACUAUGCGAGGAGCUGUGAAGAUAUUUGAUGAAAUUAGACGUCGCAAACUGAAUGUUGCAGUUGUUGGAAUUCCUAAGACCGUGGAUAAUGAUGUGGGAAUAAUUGACAGAUCUUUUGGAUUCCAAACAGCACUUGAAAUGGCUCAGCAAGCAAUAAGUGCCGCUCAUGUAGAGGCUGUGAAUGCUGUUAACGGGAUAGGCCUGGUAAAGCUGAUGGGUCGAAGUACAGGGCACAUAGCUUUAUAUGCAACACUUAGCAGCCGUGAUGUCGAUUGCUGCCUAAUUCCUGAGAUAGACUUUUUCUUGGAAGGAAAAGGAGGACUUUUCGAAUUUCUCGACAAGCGACUGAAGGCAAACGGGCAUGCGGUGCUUGUGGUUGCUGAGGGUGCUGGCCAGGAUAUAAUACCCAGAACCGAUUCACAGAAGCAAGAAAAGGAUGAAUCUGGCAAUCCAGUGUUCUUGGAUGUUGGUGUGUGGCUGAAAUCAGAGCUAAACAAGUGGUGGGCGAGGGAGCACCCGGGUGAGUUAUUUACGGUGAAGUACAUAGAUCCUACAUACAUGAUUCGUGCUGUUGCUGCAAAUGCCACUGAUAAUUUGUACUGCACACUUCUAGCGCACUCUGCAAUUCAUGGUAUUAUGGCAGGGUAUACUGGAUUUGUAGCUGGUCUUAUUAAUGGAAACUAUGCAUAUAUUCCAUUGGAUGAUAUAGCGAGUGCAAAGAACCCAGUCAAUACAAAAGAUCAUAAGUGAUCGUGGGUGAGAUCUGUCACCAAUCAGCCUGAUUUUGAAAGGAGCUAGAAGUUCAAACAUCUAACUUUUCACAGACCCUUCUUGGAACAAAAACUAUUCUCAUUCUUAGAAUAUCAUCUUAUUCGUCUUCUCUGUGAUUGUCAUGAGCUCUGAACAAAAUACACUACUUGAUUCCUACAUCAAUGUUGCGGUUGCACCAGUACGACUGGAUUUACCAGAUGUCUAAAUUAGGGCCAACUUCCUUCUUUGUGGACUUGUGGUGGCACUCUAAUCGGCAGAUUGUGUAUGAAUUUGUAACAGAACAGAAAAGAGAGAUUUUUUCAAAUGUAUUAACACCCUGAACUGUUUAUUGGAAGAUAAUUCAGAGUUUUGGGGAGAAAUGUGAUAGUGGGUUUAGAUUUAGGAGGAAAAAGGAUGUCUUAUUGGAGACUUUCUCACUGAUUCUCAAUACAAUAAGAAGAUUAUAUCC